GGGGGCUUCGGAACGAAAGCGUCCCAACUGGCUAGGGGGGAAUGUCAUGGGGCAGUGCCUCCCCCCAUUCGCUCGGUCCCCCUGGGUGCGCUCUCUCUUUUUUUCUCUCCCCCUCAAGAAGCAAUAUGAGCUGCGGCCCAGACCUGCGUCAGCGCAGUGCGGCCAUCAAUUGUGACACCUCCCCCGACGCACCAUCAUACAGCUCGUCGAAGCCAGAGGGCGCUUCCAUGGCCCAGAUGUAGAGCAGCAUCUGUCAUGGCCUGUGGCCACGAUGGUGCCCGCCGACCGCAUGCGUCCAUGCUGCCCUGUGGGAUUUCUUACGCCGUAGGGCAGUCUGUCUCAUGUGCCGAGGAGGUGCCCAGCGCUCACCUGAACAUUAUCUGAUAAUGAUAUGACCUACGUUCUUCCUCUACGAAGGGACAGUCCGAUGGUGCUAGAUUUGAACCACAUGCCCCAAACAUCCUAAUUAUAGUUUGGUCAAGCCCUCGUAAUGCUCAUUACGCGCUGUCAGUGUUGCAUCCGCCUGGAGACAUUGCGUAUCCUGGUUUCCCACGGACGCAGGUGAUAUUUUAGCAGCAAGGUAGCAGUUGCACAUCACUCCCCAUGGCACCACUGGCUCAAGACGCCAUCGGUCUUGACAGCGUUAGGGCAGCCCCAUCCUUGGUCAUGUGCGUAGUGCUUCCGAUGUUGGAAUGCCCACCCACCCCUGAUAAUGGCAGUAGUGGUCUGUCCCUCGCCUUUAUACUUCCCUGGAUAGCGCUCCGCCGAAGGCUGCCGCUUGCCGAGGUCCGUGAAGCAAGAUACCCGGCACAUGGCGCAGGGUCUCGCAAGGCUUUGAGCUCGUGGGCGCGCUGGCGGGACGCUGCCUCGCGGAGAGGAUCCCAGGUGCUGGACGAGCCUGCCUCGGCUGCUCAACUGGCGAGUUACCAGCUCCAUCGUACGCGUUGCGAUCAGGUCUAUUCGGUACUCGACACGGUUGCUGCAGCUGAGCAGCGAAAGAUUGCGUCGUUGAAGCGGAACCUGAAUGUCUUAUUGGGGUUACGACACCUUCAUUCAUGGCAUGUUCUGCAAGACUUCAAGUCGUUGAAGCUGGCGCUCCGAAAGAUAAGUGAUAAUGCCAGAAGCGCUCGUUUGGGCACGUCCAGUCCAGAGGCUUUGGCCACGAGUUCCAGCCGAGAAGCUUUACAGGAAUCGCUGGCAGGCGUGUCGCAGUCUUCGAAGGAUGCGUGGAGGGGCAUGCGCACGCCACGGCGAGUCGCAGACAGUCCGGUCAUUACCGUGGACUGCGAGUCGAAUAGGACUGGGAUCAUCGGGGAGUACCACUACAAGUGGCACGGUUCGUUGAGAGUACCAUCCAGGGGGCUCACUUCUACCUCUGCCCCCUGAAAGCGGGCCAGAGCGAUGCACAUCUUGAGGCACAAGUCCAAGCUGUCCCAGUGCUGGUCGGACCAAGAGUCCCGAUUGUGUCAAUGUACAGCCCCGAACGCGGUUAGGCGAUUGACUUGGCGAUUGCAGACCGCGGUUCAAACAGUGUGUCG
Prorocentrum cordatum is the source of this 1538-nucleotide messenger RNA. NCBI's taxonomy places the organism in Eukaryota, Dinophyceae, Prorocentrales, Prorocentraceae. The record is from the annotation of a GenBank genome assembly.